AUGAGCCGCGCCCGAUCACAGACCAUGGCUGGGGCCUCCCUUGCAGCUUUGGCCAAUAACCGUGAUGGCACAACCUCCUGUGCCAAAUCAUCCCACUCUCAAUGCGCCUACAUCACCUUCACCCUCGCCCUUGUAUUAUCCGCCCACACCACGUGUUCCAACAGCCUGCCUCGAACGCCUGCCGUGCGCAAUCUCCAAACGGGCGAUGUUCUCUGCAUUCAACCUGCGCCGCAAAGCCGAGAAGAUGCCGCAUCCACCGACAUGCCGCCCUGGGCAGAACUUUUCCCCGAAGCUCAAACUACAGAUGAUGCCGAGGCUGCUUUUCGUCAGGCCUACACUGCCAAAUGGAAACGAGCUGAGGUUUUGGUCGUGACGAUCGCUCCCUUUUCGCGAUCCCGUCCCGGCGCGCCUACAACCGAUGCCCCAACCCCUUUUCCACCCGAUCUCUACGCUUGGCGACCCUAUGGAACCAAUUUACCAAGGUCUGGUGUGAAUCACAAUCACUCGCUCCAUGAACUGAUCGGAUCGCGGCAACUUGGCUUUUGA
Molecule: messenger RNA, 546 nt
Organism: Monosiga brevicollis MX1
Lineage: Eukaryota; Choanoflagellata; Craspedida; Salpingoecidae
Exons: 4
Coding region: 1-546 (181 amino acids)
Source: RefSeq, a predicted model, not a curated record